AUGCCCGCGCUCUACUUCCUUUCCCUCAAACCUUCACCUAUUCCUCGCGAAUCGUACCUGCGACUAAUGCCUCUCCACAUCUGGCUCGGUCGUCUCCUCGUCAUAAUCUCGACAGCGCACGGCGUGCUGUACCUGGUUUACUUUUUCAAGAUGGGAAAGCAGCAGAACAUCUUACACUUUGCGAAUUUUGCGGGAGUCGUCAUUACCGCCGGAUUUGUGCUCACUCUUUUAGUAUCUUUCUAUUUCAUCCGCCAUCGCAACCACGAACUUUUCUACAAAACACAUCUGGCGUUUUCAUGGCUGUGUCUGCCGCUGCUGGCUUAUCAUGCACGACCGCGUGUAUGGGCAGUUACCAUUCUAUUGUUGGUCUGCAUCGGUGGCCAACUCUUCCAACGGCAUGGAUUCGGUCAAGAAAGUCGUCUGCAAAUACAAAAGAUUAGCAGGCAUACGAUUGUCGUUAGUCUACCCCGGAAGUUAUUUCCUAAGUAUUUUGAGCCAGGAUCACACAUCAGAUUAUCUCCUACGCGCGAAUCUGCACCGGUUUGGUUUCUAUCUGCAUCACAUCCAUACACGAUCGCCAGUCUCUCGGCAGACGAAGACACCGUUCAGCUAGUGGUCAAACCAUCGCGACGAUUCAAGCUCGAAGAGGACCGGGAAUAUAUUGUGCACGGUCCCUAUCCAUCACUGUCUUAUGACUUUUUUGUCAACAUGUACAAAGCAGACAAGCCUCUGAGAAGAACAGUUAUAAUAGCAGGCGGUGUCGGCAUCUCCUUUGCGGCACCGAUUGCCAAAACUCUUAUCAAGAUGAACGAGAGAGUUAAGAUCAUUUGGGCUGUGCGCUCGAAAGCAGAUCUGGGCUUGAUAAAGAUUCUUGGCCUUGAGGAUGCUGAUGUCUUUGUCAGCUCCAACGCGAACGAUCAGUCGCAGGAUCCGUUCUUGCAGCCGGUGGAACUUCAAGAUACUCUUCCCAGUUCUGGGUUCGAUGCUGCUGACCCCCAAUAUGUCGGAGAGCCGAUCUCGGAUGAGCUUGGAAACGAGGCGACUGAGUUUGGUUUGAAAGAAGGGAUCAAGGUGACAUAUGGUCGUCUGAACAUUGAAACUGAACUGAAGGAAUUCAAAGCUUUAGCUGAUGUCGAUAGCGGAGGAAUGUGGGUCAUCUCGUGCGGUAGUCGACGUCUCGUGAGCGAGUGCUCAAAAUGGGGACGCCGACUGGGGGCAACAGUUCACGAGGAAGUAUACGAUAUAUAG
Molecule: messenger RNA, 1248 nt
Organism: Myxozyma melibiosi
Lineage: Eukaryota; Fungi; Ascomycota; Lipomycetes; Lipomycetales; Lipomycetaceae
Exons: 1
Coding region: 1-1248 (415 amino acids)
Biological process (GO): superoxide anion generation; defense response
Cellular component (GO): plasma membrane; NADPH oxidase complex
Molecular function (GO): superoxide-generating NAD(P)H oxidase activity
Source: RefSeq, a predicted model, not a curated record